Messenger RNA from Helobdella robusta, 975 nucleotides. RefSeq lists its product as hypothetical. Bases 1 to 975 code for a protein of 324 amino acids. Gene Ontology annotation, cellular component: nucleus. The transcript has 6 exons. The record is from RefSeq and is a predicted model, not a curated record. NCBI's taxonomy places the organism in Eukaryota, Metazoa, Annelida, Clitellata, Rhynchobdellida, Glossiphoniidae. Gene Ontology annotation, molecular function: DNA binding.
AUGACAACAGACAAAACAAUCGGAGAUGAAAGAGCGUAUAGUGAAUUAAAACUGCCGUUUAGAGGAGAGCGGGGCUAUAUGUUACAAGGGUUGAAUGUUACAAAUAGCAUGAGAAAUUAUAUUAAGAAAACGGAUCGGAUUCGCAUAGAUCCAGAUGUUUUAGCUUUGGCAAUGAAAACUGUCAACGAAACUAUACGUUCCAUCCGGGAUGCUGGCAAAGAUUGGUUUACUGCUUUUUUAAAGCGAAACAGUUUUCUGUCAAUCCGAAUUCCUGAAACCACAAGUCUAAGUAGAGCUACAAGUUUCAAUCAAACAAACAUUGAUUUAUUUUUUGACAAUCUGGCUUUGGUUAUGGAUCGUUACAAAUAUCAGCCUCAUGAAAUAUUCAACGUUGAUGAAACAGGAGUGACCACUGUCCAAAGGCCUGAUCAAGUUGUGGCAAAACGUGGUACAAAGCAAGUAGGAUCAGUCACAUCUGGAAAAAGGGAAACUUUAGUGACAGUAACAAUUGUGAUCAUUGCUGUUGGAAACAGCAUUUCUCCAAUAUUUGUGUUUCUACGCGUUAAUUUUCGUGACCACUUCAUUAGAGAUGGACCAACUGGUUGCAUUAGAUCAGCUAACCCUUCCGUAUGGAUGAAGGAAGAUGAUUUUUUCAAGUUUAUUGAACAUUUUGUCUAUAAUGUAAAACCUAAACCAGAUAGACCUGUUCUCCUACUAAUGGACAAUCACGAAUCUCAUUUACCACUUAAUCCCUGUUCUAAUCAGACUGGUACUAAACCUGUUUUAUUGUCUUCCGAUAGCACAAAUCCAGGAGAUGAAAGUAACGUAUUCCAAAGACGCAUUGAAAAUGAUAAUGCUGAAUUGAUAAAAAAGUUCGUCCUGGACGUUGAGAGGAAAAAAUCUGGAUUUCUAUGGAAACGAUCACAUCUGGUAUUUUUAAAUGAAGCAAGUACAUUAAAAAGCAGUUUACAAUAA